AUGGCGCACAGACCCCAGCGGGCCUUCCGGCAGCGCCGGGCCGAUUCCAGCGGCAGUGACGAUGGCCAGGCUUCGCCUCCCGAGCCCAGGGCGCAGGUCUCUGCGGAGGGAGGGUCGCUCCGGAGCCGCAGACCUCGCGCUCGGGUGUGGGCGAGUUCCCGGCGCGCCGCGGCAGCUGCCCCCCGCGCAGGCGAAAACAGCCUCUUAGAAUCCAGAGCAAUUGCUCUCUCGUCUGAGGAAGAGGAUGGGACACGUCGCUCCUCAGAGAAGGAGGAUCACCAGAGUUCCUCUUCCAGCAGCUCUAGUUCUCCAGAAGAAAAAGACAUUUCAUCCACAGUCAGGAUCUCCGGCGCAGCCUUCAUCCAGGCAGCACGCAGGAGGCGUGAGCUGGCCAGGGCCCACGGCGACUACCUCCCCUUGGACGUGACGCGGGCGCCCACCAUGUCUGCCCUGAAGAAGGACAGUGAGGAAGAAGAUCCUUGCAGUGAGCCUGACGACCAGGAAGAAAGGAUCUUGUUUGCUCCGAAGCCCCAAAUGCUUAGAGAAAGAAUGGCCGAAGCAGCAACAAUCAGAAAUGAAGAAGCAAGUUCAGAAAGUCAGGAGGAUGAAAACCAAGAUACUUGGGAACAACAGCAAAUGAGGAAAGCCGUCAAAAUCGUCCAGGGAAGAAAUGUAGACCUUUCUCAUAGCAUUGAAUCUGAAAAAGUGAAGAAGUUUGAUACUUCCAUUUCAUUUCCACCAGUAAAUUUAGAAAUUAUAAAGAAGCGGUUAAAUACUAGAUUAACAUUAUUACAGGACACUCACCGUUCACACCAGAGGGAGUAUGAAAAAUGUGUGCAGGAUAUCAAGAGCUCACAGAGUGCGAUCCAGACCCUGGAGGACGCGUCAGGUCCCACGCUCAGCUGCAGGUUCUACAAGAGCAUGAAGGUCUAUGUGGACAGUUUGAUUGACUGCCUUAAUGAAAAGAUUGCCAGCAUCCAAGAAUUAGAGUCAUCCAUGCAUGCGCUCCUUUUAAAACAAGCCUUGACGUUAAUGAAACGCAGGCAAGAUGAAUUAAAAUGUGAAUCAACGUAUUUACAGCAGUUAUCACGCAAGACUGAGACAUUAACAAAUGGAAGUUCAGCUAUAGAGGAAGAAACAAAGAGCGUUUUAGAAGAGCUGGCAUCUCGAAGGGCUCAGAGAAGACCUGCCAGGCUGGUUUCUGGGAGCGGUGACCACGAGGAAGGGACGUCCAGUGACGAUGAGCUGCCCUCGGCGGAGAUGGCCGAGCUGCAGGAAAGGCAGGGAAACAUCUUGAAGGAUCGUCAGAAGAUUUUUGAAGAUGUACAUGAUGAUUUUUGUAACAUUAAGAGUAUUUUGUUGAAAUUCCAGCAAUGGCGAGAGAAGUUUCCUGAUUCCUAUUACGAAGCUUUUAUCAGUUUAUGCAUACCAAAGCUUUUAAAUCCCCUGGUACGGAUUCAGUUGCUGGAUUGGAAUCCUCUUAAGCCAGACUCUGUCGGUUUGAAGCAGACGUCCUGGUUCACAGCUGUGCAAGAGUAUGUGGAUCAUGCCGUGGAACACACAGAGGAGGAGAGUUCUGAUCGGAAUAUCCUGUCUGGUGUCAUCAACAAGGCUGUUAUUCCUCGGCUCACAGACUUCGUGGAGUUCAUUUGGGAUCCCCUGUCGACCUCACAGACAACAAGUUUAAUACCGCACUGCAGGAUGGUUCUCGAAGAGCAUGUGGCUUCUGAAAAAGAGGUAAGUAAAAGCCAUACUAGCUUAUGUAAAGCCAUUGUUUCAAGAAUAAAGAAGGCAAUAGAAGAUGAUGUUUUUAUUCCUCUCUAUCCAAAGAGUGUUGUCGAAAAUGAAACCUCACCACACUCAGCGUUCCAAGAGAGGCAGUUCUGGUCAGCGGUAAAGCUCUUCCGCAACGUCCUCCGGUGGCAGGGACUCCUCCCCGACGCGGCCCUGCAGGAGCUGACCCUGGGAAGGCUGCUGGGCCGGUACCUGCUCACGGCGCUGCUUCACGCUGGCCUGGGCCCGGGCCUUUCUCGAAAGUGCAGCCAGGUCGCAGCCUGUCUCCCUGAGAAAUGGUUUGAGAAUCCUGCCCUGAGGACAUCACUUCCCCAGCUGGAAAACUUCUGCCAGCUUUUAGUGCAGUCUGCAGAGACGUUAGCUCGCAGUGAGCACAGGGAUGAAGUGAAAGAAAUCAUCGUCAUUCUGGUGAGAAUGAAAGCUUUGAAUCAGGCGCGGUCCCUCAUAGAAGGCCACCACCUGGACCAUCUCCGCCCGCUCAUGGACGUCUGA
This is a messenger RNA of Elephantulus edwardii (Cape elephant shrew), 2286 nucleotides long. It is a transcript of the gene GCFC2, whose product is annotated as GC-rich sequence DNA-binding factor 2. Gene Ontology annotation, cellular component: nucleus. The transcript is spliced from 17 exons. NCBI's taxonomy places the organism in Eukaryota, Metazoa, Chordata, Mammalia, Macroscelidea, Macroscelididae. The record is from RefSeq and is a predicted model, not a curated record. Gene Ontology annotation, molecular function: DNA binding. Gene Ontology annotation, biological process: mRNA splicing, via spliceosome. The coding region runs from base 1 to 2286 and encodes 761 amino acids.